AUGUCCAUUAACUCUGUCAGGUUGGUGAAUGGUACCAGUCUGUGUUCAGGCAGACUGGAGGUGAAAACCUCCCAGUCCAACCAGAUCUGGUCUACAGUAUGUGAAGCUGACAUUGACCAGCAAGAUGCAGAGGUGGUCUGUAGGGAGCUUGGGUGUGGAUCUCCUUCAGUCCUGCAGGGGGCGCUCUAUGGAGAAGUGGAAGCUCCAACUUGGGCAGCAGAGUUCCAGUGUGGAGGAACAGAAUCCUCCCUCCUGGACUGUAGAAGAUCAGGCCCUGUUAGAAACACCUGCUCACCUAGCAAAGCCGUCAGACUCACCUGCUCAGGACCCGUCAGGCUGGUGGGAGGAGCCAGUCGCUGUGAAGGAACGCUGGACCUGAAGCUUGGAACAUGGAGACCAGUGAAAGCCUCAGGUUGGACGGUGAGGGAAGCAGCUGCAGCUUGCAGAGAGUUGGACUGUGGUUCAGUCGUUUCCAUGGGAACCAGGAAUGACUCUUCAGUUAGACAAGUUUGGGAAAUUGAGAUCAGCUGUUUGAAAUCUGGAUAUCCACUAAGGCAGUGUGCAUCAGCGUCAUUAUUGUCAUCUCAGUCUGGCACCAUUCUGGAGCUUGUGUGCACAGACCUGCUGGUUCAGCCAAUCAUUUCGGUGUCGUCCAGUGACGGGGCCACAGGCGCCCUGCAGCAGAGCUCAGCAGGAGUGUUUCGGGGCUCCAGCUUCACCAUCAGCUGCUCCAUCCAGCCAGAGUAUCCAGGAGGCUCCUUCCAGCUCUCCUUCACCUCUUCCAACACGACACACAGCUACGCCCAGCCAGCCAGCAAUCACUCUGCACACUUCCUGUUUCCUGCUGCAGAGCCUGCCCACAGAGGAAGCUACCGCUGUGUUUAUGACCUCCACGUUUUCUCUCAUAACUUCUCCUCCGUCAGCCAUGUGCUGACUCUGAGUGUCUCAGAUCCAACAGUUUUCAUCAUCAGACUGGUGGUCCUGCUGCUGAGUCUGCUGAUCUUCAUCUCUGCGAUUUACUGCAGCCAUACGGUUGCGAAGAGACCACCAGGGGGCAGCAGACUGUCCCACGGAAGAACGUGGAUGUUGGAGGAAAAGAAGGGGGGCGGGAAGGUGGUGGAAGAACAAGAGGAGGCAGCUCUACCGUUUAUCCGCGCCGUGACGCAGAGAGAAGGUUUCACGCUGACGCAACAGCUGAAUGACAUCACACCUGAUAAAUGCAUAAAACACGUGAAAACCAGCAGCGACGACCUGGAAGCAGAACCUGGAUAG
Molecule: messenger RNA, 1272 nt
Organism: Xiphophorus maculatus (southern platyfish)
Lineage: Eukaryota; Metazoa; Chordata; Actinopteri; Cyprinodontiformes; Poeciliidae
Product: scavenger receptor cysteine-rich type 1 protein M130-like
Exons: 7
Coding region: 1-1272 (423 amino acids)
Cellular component (GO): membrane
Source: RefSeq, a predicted model, not a curated record